AUGGAUCCAAAGAACCUACUAAAGGCAGAUCCGCCGCCGCUACCUGGCGGUGUUUCCACGGGCGAUGUGCGUGACUCUAGCACGACGUGGGCAUCUGUGAACAACCCUAGAGACAGCAGCUUGAACGACGAUUUGAUAGUCGGCGGCACUGUUAGCGACUCCGAGGCCGAGCUCCGGCUUGACCAAAACAACGCGAUUCACGUUGACACCUCCGAUGACAGGGUCUACGACACCGAUGUCGAGCAAGACGUGGGUCAUUACAGACUUCCCGCAGAAGGCCAGGCCGCCAGACAGAUCAUGCGCAACCACCUGAACUCGCUGCUACCUCGUGAGCUCGUACAGGAUGAGUUCGGUACCGUCGUUUCUAUGGAUAAGGUGUCCUCCCAGCAUCUUGCAAAGUUGCAAGGCAAAGUCUGGCGAGAGCUCCCGCUGAUGGUGGCUCUGACGGCCAAUGGAGUUGACGGCGAAAUCACCACGGAAAGCAUCAUCGCAGUGCAAUCUGUGUGCUACAUCGCCGAUCUUAUUUCUAAGAUGAACUAUGCCUUUGUCCUUCACCCCCGGUCAAUACAGCCUUGCCACUCAGCACUCUGUCGGCACGUCCACGAGAAGCUCGAGAAGCCCUACUCAGAACACGAGGUCACGUUGGAGCCACUCGUGGACUGGAUGACGCUCGACCCCAUUGCCGACAUUACGUCCCUCUGGUUCACCUUGUUCCGCCGAAACAAAUCAUUGCUACACAAGUUUGCGUUGAGCAAUAGCAAGUUCAUUCCGCGCAACCCUUUGAGGUUUUGUCUCGAGUGCCUGUCAUUCAUGGCCGAUGAGCGCAAUCUGGUAUGGUGCAUGAUUAAGGAGGACCCAGACAUCAUCUAUGCUGAUGUGCCUAUGCCUUGGCUCAUGCCUGGCGACAACAACGAGGACGAAACGAGCGACGACAAGGGCGGCAAGAACAGUACUGAAGACCCUUGGUCAAGCGACUCGGACUCAGGUGACUCAGGCUCAUGCUCCUCGGAAGGCACUGGCGCCCCGUCAAAGCAGGUGGUUAAGAACGAUCCUCAAUCGAUCCCCAAUGUGGAGGGGGCCUUCGAUCUCAUAGCCAAACCUUGCUUCAGGAAGUUGGAAAUUUGGCGUGACCCGAGACCUGCACAACUCCCUCUCCAUCUGCAUGAGGGCCAGCCUACAGAUCACCUAGGGUGGACUAUUGUCAAUCCACCCUCCGCAUCAUCAAGUCCCUCGAACGAAACCGACCAAUUAUCGGUCGACACCGAACGUCGCUUUGGGGCCGAGCUUGAUCCCAAUCUAAAGUUCCAGGGCGGUUAUCCUUUGGUGUCACUGUCAGACCUUGAGACCACCGACUCCGAUAUCGAGACCUCUGAUUCAGAGCCCGAGAUCAAUGGAGCCCGUAACGCCAUCGAGACCACCAGACCCAAUGCCGAGACACCCGUAUGGGAUAUGGACUCAGCAUACGUCCUGAUCCCUGCUACUCGCACGGCUCACAACGCUUUCAGCCACGGAUAUCACACAUGGCCAGCCCCGAAGGAGUCAACAUCCCCAGUGCCAGCCAGGCCUGCCCCGGGAUUCGAUAUCACUCCCAAGGACAUGUACCCUUACCCCAAUCAGCUCAUCUGUUCCUGCAGGCAGCCUGCCAAGACUGACAUUAUUCGGAUCGUGGAGUGCAAGAAAUCCGAGUGCUUCAUUCGUUGGUACCAUUAUGCAUGCCUAAAAGACCAGAAGGAGAAAGGUGCUGCCCGUUUCGGGACUUUCCAAUGCGAGUUGUGUAAGGGUGAAGAGUACUGGGGCAAGGCGCAAGCGCAGUGUGUUACAGAUCUCAGCAUGCCUCCCUCACACAAGCAGGUCGUGGAGGGACUCCUAGGAAUGGGUGGUGCGAGUGGAGCUGGUGAUCCAUACGGCUUUGGUGGUGAUUAA
Molecule: messenger RNA, 1923 nt
Organism: Paraphaeosphaeria sporulosa
Lineage: Eukaryota; Fungi; Ascomycota; Dothideomycetes; Pleosporales; Didymosphaeriaceae
Exons: 3
Coding region: 1-1923 (640 amino acids)
Source: RefSeq, a predicted model, not a curated record